Messenger RNA from Paramecium octaurelia, 1861 nucleotides. The record is from the annotation of a GenBank genome assembly. Lineage: Eukaryota; Ciliophora; Oligohymenophorea; Peniculida; Parameciidae.
AUGAAUUUAGCAUAAUAAUAAACAUAAGAAGAAAAUCCAUUUCAAUUUGAGUUGGAUUCUAAAAAGUUUCUGUAAAAGCUAGAAAGAGAACGCAAUUCUGGGUAUAAUGACGAUGAUGAAGAACAAAAACAAGUUCCACACACUUAAAAAUUAUAUCAAACUAGUGCCAAAUCAACACGAUUUGGACUGUUAUAAAAAUUAGAAGAUCAAAGUACAAAUUCACUUCUACUCACUAUAGCAAAUAAAUUAGCGCAAGAGAGAGAUGAGAUGUUUGCCAAUGAAGCCAAAAUGAGAGAUCCUAAUUAACCACAGAAAAUCGAUGAAAUAGCUCAGCAUAUCAAACAUUUUAAUCCAAAAUUGAUGGAAUACAGAGAUGAUGAAGCUAGGAAAACUAUCUAUGGAAAAGAGGAUAAAAAGAAGGAUUAUGAAUUGUAGGAAAUGAAGAAGAAAAAAUAUAGAAUUAAAUCCAUUUUAAGAGAAAAGAGAGAAACAAUUACAGAUUUCAUUGAAAAAAAAAGAGAAAUAUGUUUGGCUAAUUUGAAUAUCAUGACUAAGAAGGAAGAAACUGAAAGACUUGAGGAUUUUAUCAAGAAUGAAUAGGAAUCAUUGAGAGCAAGAAGAUUAUAUUUUAAAAAUGAUUGUGAAUUAGUCAAAAAGUUCAUGAAUGAAGUGAAAUUCCAAGCAGAUUAAGCUGCUUAUUAAGCUGAUAGAGAGGCGAAAAAGAAAGAUGAAGUCAAGACUGAAGUGGCCAAAAUAUUAGCUCAAAUUGAUAGAUUGAAGUUAUAGAAGACAAAAUAUGGAGAAGAAUUUGAAAAAUUAGAUAAAUAUAGGCAAUUUUUAGAGAAGAUUAAAGUAAUUCUAAGUCAUUAUAAUGAAUUUAGGAUACAUAUAAAACUAAGUUUUCGGAAUUCGAGAGGAAGGAUAUCAACUUAUUUUCUAAUUAAUAGAGUGAAUAGAAGAACUAAUUCUUUGUUACUGGAGUAGAUUAGAGGGAGGAACAAAAAUAAACUUAGGAGUAAAUUGAAGCAGAAAGACAGUAGGAGAGGAUGGCUGAUUUGGUAAUUGAGAUUCUUAACAAUAUUGAAGAGGGUAAUUUGAGAAACAUCUAAAAUCAAAGAGAUGCCGAGGAGGAUAUUGAAUAGAAGAAGAGGGAAUUGGAGAAAUUGGAAUAAAAAUUGAAAAAUGAAUAGGAUGAACAUUUAGAGAUGUUGAAAGCAGAAGAAAGAAAAUUGAAAGCGUAAUUGAAGAUAUAAAAUUAAUUGAAGGAUUAGGAAAAGGUGGAUCAAACAAAAUUGUAAUUUGCAGAAGGAGAAGACUUGGAUAUGGAUAAAAUUGGAAAGAAAAUCAUAGAAAUCUAAUAGGAGGCAACCAAGAACUAAGAUAUUAUGGGGAAGAGAUUGUAGAUAGACUCAAAAGUCAUUAAAUAAGUUAUUAAUGUAAUAGAAAUUAGAAUAUAUAGUAAUUAGAGAAAAUAGUGAUUGAUUUGUCUGAAUCUAAAUUGCAAUUCUUGUUAAGAUCAAAAACUGAUUUUAUUGAAGCCGAGAAGAAAAUUAAGAAGGAGAAACAAUAACAAAGAUUGAACAAUCAGAAGGAUGAGGAAAAAAAGAAGUAGAUUAUGGAGAGGAGAAAUAAGAAGGAAGAACAUUUGUAGAAAUUUUAUAAGGGAAGACAUGAUAUGAAGAGGAAUUAUAAGUAGGAAAAGCCAGUCGUAGAAACAGAAGAGACGGAAACAGAUUAGAAUGAUGAUGAAAAGUAUUUAAGGGAAUCGUAUGAAUUGGUUUAUGUGCCUCCCCAGUAAAAAUCUCAUAAUUAAUAAUAAUCAAAUGAAUUAAAUAUAAAAUAGAAUGACAGAUAAUAAUGA